Cylicocyclus nassatus is the source of this 1039-nucleotide messenger RNA. The record is from the annotation of a GenBank genome assembly. NCBI's taxonomy places the organism in Eukaryota, Metazoa, Nematoda, Chromadorea, Rhabditida, Strongylidae.
GUUAACUAUCAGCUGCCGUACCCGAAUGAGGGCGGCACGAAAGUUGCCUACGCGACCCGUUCGUUCAUCACUUGCUGCAGAUAGGGCACAUUUUCGAUCUAGCGACGAGGUGCACGAAGUGCCGCCGGAUCCGAAGACGUCAUCUUCACCAAGGAAAGAAGCAUCGGGUGUCGUUGAGCGAUCAGAUCGAUGUCUGCUCAACGACCUCGACCCUUCGAAGCUGUCGGCGCUGAUCUGCGGACAUCCAGCAGGAAGGGGAACGGCUCUGCUGCUCCAAGCAUUACGACAGCAAGUGACCAUUGCCGCCUCGUCUGAGUAUUCUCGGAAAGCAUUGUCAUGGAUCAUCGACAACGACGUACUGCAACUGAAAAACAGGAGAAACUGCGCCCUGACUCGGGUCCUUCAAGCGGACGGUGUGGAUUCUCGAGAACAAAUGGCUAGGCUUAUCAACACGCUCUCGAGUUUCACUAACGGAAGGCAGUAUCUAUUAACUCACCUUCGACUAGUGCUCAACUGCGUGGUGCCAGUACUUCGUGGUCGACGUUUGCCGACGACUACGCAAGAGCAGCUUUUAGCCAUGCUUCAGAAGACUAGCGUUAGGCCAGCAUGUCAAAAAGAGCUGUUGCAAUGCGGAAUGUUGGAAUGGAUUGUAAAUUUUCUAGAAGGUCGAACAUCUGCAUAUGCUAACGAGUACGCAUGUUCGCUGGCCAUCAAUCUGUCUCUAAAUCCAGCAAGCCAUUCUCUACAGCUUCGCUUCGCAGACUCUUUAGCUGCAGCUGCAUGCAAUGUUCUCAACAGGGACGCUCACGGGUUCGCAUGUUCGCUGUAUAACUCAUUGGUGCUGGUGUGGCUCAGCUGUGGACGAGUUCGUUUGCGAGCCAAGGAGACUCGUCUCCUGGAUGCACUGCGAACACGAAAUCUCAAGAAGAUCUGUCCUCUCUGUGAUCUUCAUAUACCCUAUCUAAUUGCCGUCAUAGCUGGAGGUAACGAGAUCGUCAAAGUACCGCAAGCUCCCAGCGAGGGUGAGGUGGAUAAUGUG